AUGGAUAAUUUUAAUGAAAACAGCAUCGAAAAAACCUUUCCAAUAACAAAUGUGUGCCGUUGUUGCCUUGCAGAAGGUUGUUACAAAGAUAUUUCCACUGAAUAUUUCAUCUCAGGAAAAAAAGAAGUCUAUGAAGAAAUAUUGAAAGACGUUUUUAAUUUAGAAAUUUCAUACCAAAAGUAUGGAGGACCGAGCCGAUACAGUCGACUAAUUUGUGAAAACUGCAUUGGAAAACUGCGUGAUGCAAAAGAAUUCAAAUAUAAAGUUGUAGCAAGUGAGAAGUCUUUCAUCAAGUUCUUAGAUGACAUGCAAAUAAAUGUAAAAGAAGAGGUUGCAGAAAAUAAUGAAGAAGUCGAUAAAAUUGCCGAGGAGUGUGCCGAAGUUUUAUCACAAUACCAAAAAAAUUUUAAAAAUUGGUUCCAGAAUUGUAAUACACCAUGA
This is a messenger RNA of Parnassius apollo (apollo), 441 nucleotides long. NCBI's taxonomy places the organism in Eukaryota, Metazoa, Arthropoda, Insecta, Lepidoptera, Papilionidae. The record is from the annotation of a GenBank genome assembly.